Molecule: messenger RNA, 2232 nt
Organism: Histoplasma mississippiense
Lineage: Eukaryota; Fungi; Ascomycota; Eurotiomycetes; Onygenales; Ajellomycetaceae
Exons: 2
Coding region: 1-2232 (743 amino acids)
Source: RefSeq, a predicted model, not a curated record
AUGGCAUCGUACGACUACCGCAGGCAGCUACCUUUACGACGAGAAGAAUUUCGACUGGUACGACUCCAUAUGGGGGCAGCGAAUGCUGAACUUGAAUGCGAUCUGCUUCGGCGUUCCCUCCCCUCCGACGAUGAUCCGGAGCCUAAUCGCUUUGGUUAUGGUGUCCGAGCACCUACCCCAGAGCCCUAUGAUGCCUUGUCUUACACCUGGGGUCCCAAGGGGCAGAACUGCCAGAUCAAAAUUCUCCAAGGUAGCGAAUCACAUCCAAUGGAAAUACGACCAAAUCUGAAAGCAGCAUUGUUGCGUUUCCGGCAACCGAACUCGCAUAGAUACCUGUGGGUCGAUGCACUCUGUGUCGACCAGGCGAACCAAGAGGAGAAAAGCAUCCAAGUGAGCAUGAUGUUUCGAAUCUUUGAUGCUGCCGAUAAUGUGCGUGUUUGGCUUGGUGAGGAGGCAGAUGAAAGUACCAGAGCGAUGGAAUUUAUUCGGAGUCGCUUAAAACCCGACGAAUUCGACAAAGCGGUCGAAGACCCGUCGCUGUUGAGGGAAUGGGUUGCGCUGUCUGGCUUGAUAAGGCGCCCCUGGUUCAGUCGGCGAUGGAUAAUCCAGGAGAUAGCCCUGGCGAAGAAAGCUACCGUGUAUUGUGGAGGCGCAUGUGUGGAGUGGGAGGAAUUCGCCAACGCGGUGUCCCUUCUCGUCCACAGCAAGGAGAACGUUCGGCAACUCUUGAGAAGGUCAAGUGAGUACUGUAAUCAUCCGGAUUAUCUUGGAGAUGUGAGUCAAUCGGCAGCUGCCCGAUUGAUCGAUACUUCAGACAAUAUGUUCCGGAAGUCGGAGAAGGGACAGAUACUCGAGCGACUCCUUUCCCUCGAAGAACUCAUGUCAACCCUCUCUGCCUUCGAGGCAUCAGAUCCUCGAGAUGUUCUCUAUGCAGUAUUAUGGUUAGCUCGUGAUGCACGCCCGGGUUUCAGGCGUGGAGGUGAAGUCAUACCUCCAGAUGAUCAGAGCAUAUUCUCAGGGCUCUCUGGAUUCACGGAGUAUCCGACAUCACCAACAAAUAAUUCCGAUGUGUUACCUAGCGCUUAUCUGCAAUUUGGAUCCCCGGAAAGGCGGAAAAGAGCCCAUUCGGAUGGUACGUAUAAUAAUAGCAUGGGCUUCAAGCGACUUCACAGUAUGGACCAGAACCACCCGGUUCCGCAGAUUUUUGUCAGCCCUGACAUUGUGAGCGAACCAGCAGUGAUAACUACCUCCGUCAAUGGACACGCGGGCGAACAUACGACGCCACCUCAACUCCCCGCGCCGCCCGAAAAGAGCCUUGGCCCUCCUGCUAUCCAUCUAGACAUUCCAUCCACCCAAGGAUCCGUUGAUUCGAACCAAAGCCCAAGGGGGGAAUCGGACCGAAGUUCAAGAGCAGACUCCGUAGAGCCGAAAGAAGGCUUAGCUAUUAAAAUUGUAAGAACACUCCGUGCGAGGCGACGCAAAAAUAGAAUCCCAGUGGAUUAUAACAAAAGUGUCCUGGAAGUUUGUAAGGACGUUCUGAAAUUUAUAUUCACGGAGUCACGCUCACUGGACAUGCUGUGCCGACCUUGGGCGCCUUCCGGCCUGAACCUGCCCUCCUGGAUGCGGCCAGUCUCAGACAAUCCCUUUGCAACGGAAAGGCACGGAGUUUAUCGUCGAGUCAACGCUGACCCUUUAGUGGGUAAACCCUGGCCGAGCCCAAAUCUAUACAGGGCUGCGCAUAGUAUUCCGGCCGACUGGAAAUUCGACCCCGAAGUCAAUGAAAGUCUCAACAUCCAAGGCUUUGUCCUAGACACGAUACGUAAAAAGGCAUCAGCGGCACGCGCUGGCGUCAUUCCAUCCGACUGGAACAAAAUUGUCGGUUGGGAGAACACAUCCUCGCCGCCCCCGGAGACCUUCUGGAGGACAUUGGUUGGGAAUCGGGAUUUCACAAGCCACAAACCACCACGCCACUGGCGAAAAGCGUGUCACGACGCCUUUAGCCUCAGAACGUCAGGAGGAGAUCUCGAUAUUAAAGAAGCGGUCGCCUAUGAGUGUCCGAAGUUUGUCCAGCAGUAUCUAGAGCGAGUACAAUGUACAGUUUGGUCACGAAGGCUUGCAGUUCUAUCCAGCAUUCCAGUGCAAGAAUCUCUGUGUCUUGUCCCCAUGUGCGCCAAGAAGGGGGACAAGGCAAACCGUGGAACCGCCUUCGGAAGAGUAUUUUGGACAUGGUAG